Molecule: messenger RNA, 2112 nt
Organism: Insectozyma verbasci
Lineage: Eukaryota; Fungi; Ascomycota; Pichiomycetes; Serinales; Debaryomycetaceae
Source: the annotation of a GenBank genome assembly
AUGUCAGAACAGUUAAAACAAACAUUUAAAAAGUGUAAAGAAGAAAACCGUAAUGCUUUAGUUAAUUUUAUAACUGCUGGUUACCCAACUAUUGAAGAUACUUUACCCAUUUUAAAAGGAAUGCAAGAUGGUGGUGUCGAUAUCAUUGAAUUGGGUAUUCCAUUUUCAGAUCCAAUAGCUGAUGGUCCAACUAUCCAAUCAGCUAAUAAUGUUGCUUUAAAAAAUGGUAUAACUGUUAAAAAAUGUUUGGAAUUGGUCAGGAAAGCCAGAGAUGAAAGUAUUACCGUACCAAUAAUUUUGAUGGGGUAUUAUAAUCCAAUUUUGAAAUAUGGAGAACAACAAUUGAUUGAAGAUAGUGCAAAAGCUGGUGCAAAUGGUUUCAUAGUUGUAGAUUUACCACCAGAAGAAGCAAUUAAAUUUAGAACAUUAUGUACCAAAUCAGGAUUAUCAUAUGUUCCAUUAGUAGCCCCGGCGACAACAGAUGAAAGAUUGAAAGUAUUAGGACAAAUUGCAGACUCUUUUAUUUAUGUUGUUUCAAAGAUGGGUACAACUGGAGCUUCAACAAAAGUUUCAACUGGUAUUGAAGAAUUGUGUCAAAGAGUCCGUAAAUUUAUUGAUAAAGAAACUCCAAUUGCAGUUGGAUUUGGUGUUUCAACAAGAGAACAUUUUUUAACUGUUGGACAAGUUGCUGAUGGUGUUGUAAUUGGAUCAAAAAUUAUCACUUUAAUUGGUAAUUCUAAUCCAGGUGAAAGAGGUAAAGUUGCAAAAGAAUACGUUCAAUCAAUUUUAGGUGCUGAUUACAAAUCAGACGCACCUAAAUCUUUUGUAAGAGUUAAAAAUGACGAUUUUAAAGAAACUAAAGCAAUACUUGAAGAAACUCAUAAAUUCAACCCUAGAUUUGGAGAUUUCGGUGGUCAGUACGUACCUGAAGCUUUACAUACAUGUUUAGCAGAAUUAGAAAAAGCUUUUGAAGAUGCAGUUUCAGGUCCAGAAUUUUGGAAAGAAUUUAAAGAUUUAUAUUCAUAUAUUGGUAGACCUUCAUCUUUACAUAAAGCUGAUAGAUUAACUGAACACGUAGGAGGUGCCCAAAUUUGGUUGAAAAGAGAAGAUUUGAAUCAUACUGGUUCACAUAAAAUUAAUAAUGCUUUAUGUCAAGUUUUACUUGCAAAAAGAUUAGGUAAAAAAAAGAUUAUUGCUGAAACAGGAGCUGGUCAACAUGGUGUUGCAACUGCUACUGCUUGUGCUAAAUUUGGAAUGGAAUGUAUUGUUUUUAUGGGUGCUGAAGAUACAAGAAGACAAGCUUUAAAUGUAUUUAGAAUGAAAAUUUUAGGAGCUAAAGUUAUUCCUGUUAAAAAUGGUACUCAAACUUUAAGAGAUGCUACAUCAGAGGCUUUUAGAUAUUGGGUAUCUAAUUUAGAAUCAACUCAUUAUGUUGUUGGUUCUGCAAUUGGACCUCAUCCAUAUCCAACUUUAGUCAGAACUUUCCAAAGUGUUAUUGGGAAUGAAACAAAAGAACAAUUUAAAGAAUUGAAUGAAGGUAAAUUACCAAACGCAGUAGUUGCUUGUGUUGGUGGAGGAUCGAAUGCUACAGGUUUAUUUUCCCCAUUUGAAAAAGAUACUGAAGUCAAAAUGUUGGGUGUUGAAGCUGGAGGAGAUGGUUUAGAUUCAGGUAAACAUUCUGCAACUUUAGCUGCUGGUAUUCCCGGUGUAUUUCACGGUGUUAGAACUUAUGUCUUACAAGAUGAUGAUGGUCAAGUUCAUGAUACUCAUUCUGUUUCUGCUGGAUUAGAUUAUCCAGGUGUUGGACCCGAAUUAGCAUAUUGGAAAAGUAUUGGUAGAGCUGACUUCAUUGCUGCCACUGAUGCUCAAGCAUUACAAGGAUUCAAAUUAUUAUCUCAAUUAGAAGGUAUCAUUCCUGCUUUAGAGAGUUCACAUGCUAUUUAUGGAGGUAUCGAAUUAGCCAAAAAAUUACCAAAGGAUCAACAUAUUGUUAUUAAUGUAUCUGGUAGAGGUGAUAAAGACGUUCAAUCAGUGGCUGAGAUUUUACCAAAAUUAGGUGAUCAAAUUGGUUGGGAUUUAAGAUUUGAAGAAGAUCCAACAAAAGAAAAUUAA